Oncorhynchus nerka (sockeye salmon) is the source of this 1937-nucleotide messenger RNA. Its product is annotated as homeobox protein Hox-C9a-like. Lineage: Eukaryota; Metazoa; Chordata; Actinopteri; Salmoniformes; Salmonidae. Bases 55 to 870 code for a protein of 271 amino acids. The record is from RefSeq and is a predicted model, not a curated record. The transcript is spliced from 2 exons. Gene Ontology annotation, biological process: embryonic skeletal system morphogenesis; anterior/posterior pattern specification; proximal/distal pattern formation. Gene Ontology annotation, cellular component: nucleus. Gene Ontology annotation, molecular function: DNA-binding transcription factor activity, RNA polymerase II-specific; RNA polymerase II cis-regulatory region sequence-specific DNA binding.
UUCUACGGGUAAGAUUUGUUUUUAAAGUACACAUACAGUCCAUAUAAUAAUCGGAUGCAUGUUAAAGAGACGAGAGGCAUCGUCAUGUCGACCACUGGUCCCAUAAACAAUUAUUAUGUGGAUUCUUUGAUAAACCAUGAGAGCGAGGAUGUGCUGACAUCGCGGUUCUCAGCCCCAGAGCUUCUCCCCACCGGUUCUCGACCGACGACACUAGCACCAGAGUGCUCCGAAUACCCCUCCUGCAGUUUUGCGCCGAAACCUCCUGUCUUUACCUCCUCCUGGGGCCCAGUUCACCCCCAGUCUUCAGUGGUAUACCACCCAUACACCCACCAACCUCACAUUGGAACGGACUCGAGGUAUGUUCGCUCAUGGCUAGAGCCCAUAUCUGGAACAAUAUCCUUCCCAGGCUAUCCUGCGAACGGCAGACACUACGGACUCAAAACAGAUGGUUUUCCUCAGCCCGGUGCCGGAGACUCCAUCGCCUUUAACCGCCACGGAUACCCGGAUUAUUUCUACAACACCUCGGUGGACAUCCGAGACAAGACACAGCAGAUCAUCCCUUCUCCAGAGACAGAGGUUUUGGCUUCUGGAAAGCACAAAGACGGCAAGCCAGAAUUUGACCCAAGCAACCCGGUGGCGAAUUGGAUACACGCUCGUUCAACAAGGAAGAAACGGUGUCCAUAUACAAAAUAUCAGACUCUCGAACUUGAAAAGGAGUUUUUGUUCAAUAUGUACCUUACCAGGGACCGUCGUUAUGAGGUCGCUUUGGUUCUUAAUUUGACGGAGAGACAGGUCAAAAUUUGGUUCCAGAAUCGGCGGAUGAAGAUGAAGAAAAUGAAUAAAGAGAAGACAGAAACAAAUGAGCAGUAACGUGUCCUAUGGACACAUUGACAAGUACACAUUCAGAAAAAUGCCACUCAUGAACUGUGGGCGAUGGUCUCUCCUCUUGAUAGAUACUAUUUUCCUUUUUUAUCUGAUAUAAUUAAGCCAUAGGCCUAUUAUUGGCAAGGUAGCACAGCGCAAUUUAGGCCCACGUCUCAAUAUGAAUGUAUGCAGCUUGUUUAGACUAUUUAUUCGUUAUUAGGCCUACUGUUUCAUGUCAAGACCCACAAAUGGGAUUUUGGUAAAGAAAGGUAGCCUGUAAGGGGAAGUUGGAUAACUAUGCGUGAAUGGUGUUUCAUCUGUUCACGUGUAUAACAAAACCUGUGUAUUUUUGUACAUGUUGCAUCUUAUUCAAGUGUAAAUGAGUGUUUUGUACAAGAAAAUGCAACAAGGUACAUGGAACGUUUGUCUGUGUUUUCGUCUGUGAAUAUAUAUUUAGUUGUAGCCUGUAUGUCUUUAAAUCUUUUUUUUCUCUCGACACUUGAACUUUAUACUGUAUACUGUAGAUUUUGGUCAUCUUUAAAUAUAACCCAAAUAGUCUAAUUUUCUGUAUUUGUUAUGUCAUUCUUAUUAAAACGUUUAAAAAACUCUUACCUUGAUCAGAAAUAUUAACAUAUGCAAAAAUGACAUUGGGAGAUGGCAGUGUUCAAGACGCAGUAAAUUCUUGUUAUGAGAUUAGUAAUUCAACAAUUCAAAUAGGCCACAUACUACAGUUAGAUAUACGGGCCACUUCUUAUUGAAAGCAGCUGUGACUUUUAACUCAUUAUUCUUCAUUUUCUAUUUCCUUUCAUAAUGCACGUUUCCUGACCACUUCCCGCCUCCACUUUUUCUUCCUGCAAUCUGAAUGGUUCUGGGAGAAAAAUUAGGUGACAUUUGAGGCACUGUGUAAACUCAUUGCUCAGAAAACAUCACGUUGCUUCCUUCAUACGUGUUAUCCUUUCAUAACCAUUUCAGAUUAUUGCAACCAUUUCAACGAAUAGCUUUUAGGUUGACAUUCUGGCAUUGAAAUGUUUUCUGUAGUACAAACGUCCGUAUCAGUCUCAACCUGGCUAUAU